AUGGGAGAUCUUGGACGCCUCACUCUUCCAUGUGAGUUUGGUAACAAUUUGAAAACUUAUGCUUUAGCUGAUUCCGGGGCUAGCAUAAAUUUAAUGCCCUAUUCAUUCUAUCAAAAGCUGAAUAUUGAGAAAAUGACGGCUACAAAAAUGACCAUCCACAUGGCCAAUUUUUUGGUGACGCAUCCAAGGGGAAUUAUAGAAGACAUCCUUGUUAAAAUUGGGAAGUUUGUAUUCCCAGUUGAUUUUUUGAUUAUGGAUAUGAAGGAGGAUGAAAAUGUCCCAAUCAUUCUUGGUCGCCCUUUGCUGGUUGGUGAUGAUAAGGAAGAUUUUGGAAUACAAGAUGGAUUUCAAGGAUAUGAUGUUAAAGGUGAAGUGUUCAAUAUUGAUGAAGAGAAUUAA
Messenger RNA from Lactuca sativa (garden lettuce), 399 nucleotides. The record is from RefSeq and is a predicted model, not a curated record. Lineage: Eukaryota; Viridiplantae; Streptophyta; Magnoliopsida; Asterales; Asteraceae.